AUGUUCUCAACUGAUUUCAUACAGCGGUUAUGGGCGUGGUGGACUCGGAAGAGUCAGAAAGACAUUCAGCUUGAGUGUCUGAAUACUGCUCGUUACUAUGAAGAGUGGGAAGCUGCAGCUUUCGCAUUGGAUGAGCUUUACGGCAAUGACUUAUGGCGACAGAAUCCAUCGUCUAAACACUAUGAUUACAGACUCAUUCAUUCGAGAUUGCAAUAUAUCCUCGAAGCUCGGGAGGAUCAGGAUAUCCUUGGUCUUGUGAAUCUUCUUCGUUCUGGACUGGUCCGCAACCUGGGAAACAUCACGGCACCUCGUCUUUUUAAUCGAGCCUACGCUGGCACGAAGCUUUUGAUAGAGGACUACAUCACUCAGGUCGCGCUAGCCGUUGAGUACGUCACGGCAUAUCCUACUUCACCAAUUUACGACACAAGUUUGACCAACCAAGCCAAACUCGACCUUCUCCAUGACACGCGUCAAGCAUUUGGUCGUAGUGUCCUCGUUCUUCAGGGAGGGUCGAUCUUUGGACUUUGCCAUAUCGGUGUGGUAAAAGCGCUGCAUCUGCGAGGCUUGUUGCCUCGAAUCAUCUCUGGGACAGCCACGGGUGCCCUCAUGGCUGCUCUCGUCGGCGUGCACAACGAGGAUGAAUUGCUCAAGUUCUUGAGUGGAGAAGGCAUUGACCUCUCUGCCUUUGCCACACGCUCGGCUCAGAUGGCCAAAAGUAACAGUGCUGGUUCUGUACAACAAGGCUGGCUCGCGACAUGGUUUAGACGUGUCAAGCGCUUCGUCACCACUGGGUAUCUGUUGGAUGCUUCGGUCCUGGAAGAAUGUGUUCGCGCUAACGUCGGGGACCUGACCUUCAUGGAAGCCUAUCAACGGACUAAGCGUGUCUUGAAUAUCACUGUUGCCCCUAUGGGUAACGGCAUGCCCAACCUGCUCAACUACUUGACGGCACCAAACGUGCUCAUCUGGUCCGCAGCCCUAGCCUCCAACGCCUCCGACGUCCUCUACUCCCCAGUAACCAUGAAAUGCAAGAACGAACUCGGCAACAUCGUCCCCUGGGCCUCCUCCCACCCAACCCACCACCGCCCGUCCACACCCCUCGGCUAUGCCUCCGAUCGGGACUCCCCAUUAACCCGAAUCGCCGAGCUCUUCAACGUAAACCACUUCAUCGUCUCCCAAGCCCGCCCCUACAUCGCCCCGUUCCUCCGCAGCGAUCUCCACAGCCCCAAACCAGGCUACAAAGGCCGUUCCUCCCUCACCACUUCCUUGAUGAAGGUCAUGGUCAUGGAAGUCCAGCAUCGUCUCCAUCAACUCGACUCCCUCGGCUACUUACCAGUUCAAAUCCGUCGCUUCCUUCUCGACGAGAAUAUCCCUGGUGCCUCAUUAACUCUAGUCCCAGAAGUCAAUACCACAGACUUCUUGAAAUUACUAGAAAACCCGACGCGACAAAGUGUAGAGUACUGGAUUCAAAAGGGAGAGAAAAUGGUUUGGCCGGCUGUUGACGCAUUGAAAGUCCGUUGUGCUGUAGAGGUGGAACUUGAUCGUGGGUAUCAGAUUGUUAGAAGGAGGAAACCAUUUGAUGCUAAUCCACUGGGCUCGGGAAAUGGGAUGGUGAGAUUGGAUAAAAAGGGGAUGAAAAAGAGGAGUUCGAGUUCUGCUCUUGAGUAA
Molecule: messenger RNA, 1665 nt
Organism: Aureobasidium subglaciale EXF-2481
Lineage: Eukaryota; Fungi; Ascomycota; Dothideomycetes; Dothideales; Saccotheciaceae
Exons: 3
Coding region: 1-1665 (554 amino acids)
Biological process (GO): lipid metabolic process
Molecular function (GO): triacylglycerol lipase activity
Source: RefSeq, a predicted model, not a curated record